Molecule: messenger RNA, 1719 nt
Organism: Pocillopora meandrina
Lineage: Eukaryota; Metazoa; Cnidaria; Anthozoa; Scleractinia; Pocilloporidae
Source: the annotation of a GenBank genome assembly
AUGGGCAUCGUACAAUAUCUCCAACUCAUGCUGUUUGUAUCCAAUUUGACCCUCUCCACUGUGGCACAGAAAGCAGUAACUUGUCUAAACUUCAAGUUUGCUAUCGAUGAAGAUGUCGUCUAUAAUCACAUUCUUGAGGGUCACGUGUUUCAAAGAUUGACAGUUCCCGAUGUCAUCCAGUGUCACUUGAAGUGCAAAGAUGACUGCCUGUACGUAUCCAUGAACUAUUUCCCUCUGUCCAAAGAAAAUAACUGUGAGCUUAACGUUGCUAAUAAAGGUAUUGAGCCAGCGGCGAUGAAAUGGAGGCAAGGAGGAAAUUAUUAUGAUUUGGUGAGAAGCUACACGGUGAAGGUGAGAUAACAUUGUUCAUUUAAUUCCUUAUUCAUUUAUUUAUCAACUUUCGUAAAUAAAAUAAAUUUUCCCACGUGAUCAAGUUUUCCGGUACUCCUUAAAAAAGAGGUGAGUUAUAUGUCAGUCCGGGCCAAAGACAAUUUUGGGCAUACUGUUUAGUCUGCGACAUGAUCGGUCUAGACAAAACAGAAACAAACUGAUUUGGCUGAGAGAGGAUUAGGUUCAUUCUCUUUCUCGCAAACUUUUUUCUUAACGGCCAAGUUGUAAUGCGAAGGGAACGGCAGAACAAAAGUGAAUAAAAAUUUCAUAAAGACAUUACUGACUUAACCAUUGCUGUAUUACUGGAUUUCAAAUCUAAUUUGUAAUGCAAAUUUCAUCUCCAUUCUGGCACCCCGCUGUGUGUUGCACGCAUACGUACUUUGCUCGCACUGUUUGUUAUCAAUUCGAUCCGUUUCUGGUGAGAUUUGUCGAUGGCUGCUAAAAAGUACAUGCCAACCCAAUUCGAUGAGCAUGGUAAGCUAAAAAAUCCUUUGAAUGUUGCUGUAGGGUGGAGACAAAUACACACCAGAGAAGCAUCAUUGCAUCGACAGAUGCUGCCGCACCAAUCCUUGUCUCAAUGGAGGGGUAUGUCAGGAGAUUUGUGACACUAACAGCACCAGGUUUAACUGUACCUGUCCUAACACAUACUCUGGUCAGCGCUGUGAGAGGAUGAAACAUCCGAGAAGCUGCAAAGACAUUGCUAAGAACAAUGCCUCGGCAUCAGGAAAAUACGACAUUUACGAUUCAAACAGUGAUCGGUUUUCUGUUUAUUGUGACUUGCAGUCUGAACCUGGCUUUAUAUGGACGUUGAUACAAUCGUUUUCCUUGGCUAGAGGAAAAGCCUUCGAGAAUGCAGGGUUUGGCAAAAACCUUGCAAUUGAUAUUGAAGAGGAGGGAGUGAACUGGAACGAGUUCCGACUAUCCUUAUCGCAAAUGCAGUCUCUUGCUAUUUACUCCACACAUCUGAGAGCAACCUGUAACUUCUCUACGGAUGGUCUGCGGUAUACAGACUACGCACGCGCUAAGCUGGCAGGUCAUGAUAUUUUUGGUACCUUGAAAACCUGCCAGAGGUACGAAUAUAUUAAUAUCCGAGGAAUCUACUGUUCUAAUUGCACCGCCCUGACAAAACAGCUGAUAGAUUCGUCCUGGCACAUAAAGAGUUACAGUAGCAUAGAUGCCGGAUGUGAAUUUGAUGGAAAACCAGGUGGAUUCCGCGGUGAAAAAAAUUUCGGAAGAUUUAAAAGCCGUUAUAUAAAUCAGGAUCACCGCUGCUCGUUUUCAUCUGCUUCUACAACGCAGCAUUGGUUUGGAGCUAAAUAUGACGUGUAA